GUACCUCGUCGAAGCCCUCCUGCGGUGUCACGAGAAGCACAGCACCUAUGUCAUGCUGCAUUCAAAAGCGCUGCACCAAAUGGACGCAGCUGUGGCCGCAGCGCAGAAUUUUACGAAGUGCGAUGCUGACACCCAGGCCCUGCAGCAAGCCUGGCAGCUGGCCGUCCGAGCUGAGGAGCGGAGUGCGGAGGUCUUGAUCGAGGCAUGGGCGGCCACGGUGGCCGGCGCGGACAGCAUUGCGAUGGUCUUGCAAGAUGAGCAGCUCCUCUCCUUUUUCGGGGAUGAGCAGCUCCUUUCCUUUCUCGGAGACUGGGCCAAGGACGUGGAGGUGGAGGUGACGUGCCAGAACGCCACGGUGCUGGCCUUGCAAAGCCAGGCUCUUGCCGCCUCUGCUCUGGAUCGCACGGCCUGGGAAUUAAUGCAGGAGGUGGUCACUUUCCAGGCCUUGGCGCUCUACCAGCAGCAGCAGCUGAAGAAGAAGCGCUUACAGCAUGUGGCCCUGACAGAUACCUGGGAGGCGCUGAAGACCGCUCUCCUGACUGCGGCAGACCCGGGCCAGCCCCUGGGGCAGAGGCUGGCUGCGUCA
Messenger RNA from Symbiodinium sp. CCMP2456, 586 nucleotides. The record is from the annotation of a GenBank genome assembly. NCBI's taxonomy places the organism in Eukaryota, Dinophyceae, Suessiales, Symbiodiniaceae.